AUGACCGCCCCUCAUCCCCCCGAUGCCGAUGCCGAUGACGACGCCAACCGCAAACUCAUCUGGGCAUCCGUCUACCGCACCCUCCUCCAACACGCCCACCCCGACGCGCGCUUCAACCACGACUACAUGUCCUUCACCCCCGACUUCCGCAACUCCGCCACCGCAAUCUCCCGCCUAACCACGCUCCCCUGCUACAAAUCCGCCGCCACUAUCCUCAUAACCCCCGACAACAGCCUCGAGCACCUACGCUGCCGCGCCCUGAAAGACGGGAAAAAAGUGCUCGUCGCUACGUACCGACUGCGCAGGGGAUUUGUGCUGUUGCAUCCCGGCCGGAUAGCGGAGACGAAAUACGAAAUCGCAGCGUGUCUAGACGGCAUGGAGAAGCCUGGGAUAGGGCGUUCGGUGUCGCUGGCGCAGAUGCGCGAUGAAGGGCUCCGGGUAGAUCUGUGUGUAACCGGGGGACUGGUGUUCAACGCGCAGGGCGUGACGAUAUGGGAAGGGCAUAAUCUAUUCGAGAUACAAUAUGCGAUGUUAUCGGACCUAGGUGUUUUACACCACAAGACACCUGUUGUGGCGGUUGCGCAUGACUGUCAGGUUGUUGAUGAGGCGGCGCUGGGUGUGGAGAAGGUAACAGUAUCUCCGACGAGGAAGGGAGAGGUACAGUGUGAUUUUGUUGUUACACCGGAUAAGUUGUAUGAGAUUGAGGGUGCGGUCGAGCCUACCCAAGGUGUGGACUUUGACGCGAUAGAUCCCGAGGGUGUGGAGAAUAUUCCGCCGCUGCAGGAGUUGAGGGGGAUUAGGAUGAUGGAGGGGAUUAUGCGGAAGGAGGGGUUUGUUUCUGAGAAGGAGGAGAAGGCUGAUGAAGCGCUGAAUGAGGAGGAGCAGAUGGGGGUUGGUAUUGUGGAGAAGCUGAUGCAGGGUUAUAGGGCGUAG
Messenger RNA from Alternaria conjuncta, 933 nucleotides. RefSeq lists its product as uncharacterized. NCBI's taxonomy places the organism in Eukaryota, Fungi, Ascomycota, Dothideomycetes, Pleosporales, Pleosporaceae. Gene Ontology annotation, cellular component: cytoplasm. The record is from RefSeq and is a predicted model, not a curated record. Bases 1 to 933 code for a protein of 310 amino acids. The transcript has a single exon.